This is a messenger RNA of Lotus japonicus, 297 nucleotides long. RefSeq names its product organ-specific protein P4-like. The transcript is spliced from 2 exons. The coding region runs from base 16 to 297 and encodes 93 amino acids. Lineage: Eukaryota; Viridiplantae; Streptophyta; Magnoliopsida; Fabales; Fabaceae. The record is from RefSeq and is a predicted model, not a curated record.
CAUCUAAGCAAAGAAAUGAAGUCUAUCUCUGCCAUGCUUGUAGUCUUCUCUAUUCUCUUGGUUGUAAACCUCAGCUAUGCAAGAAAGGACAUGGGAGAAUAUUGGAAGAAUGUUAUGAAUGAUCAGCCUAUGCCUGAAGUGGUUAAAGACCUUAUUGAAGAUCCUCAAGUAUCAGAUGCAGGAAAGGAUCAUUUUAUCAGGGACUUUGAUAUAAAGCCUAAUAAUGCCACAAUAUUUCACACACAUGUGGUGCCAACAAGCAGGAGCAGAAGGCAUUUGACUAGAAAUUUGAAUUAG